Messenger RNA from Adineta steineri, 3087 nucleotides. The record is from the annotation of a GenBank genome assembly. Lineage: Eukaryota; Metazoa; Rotifera; Eurotatoria; Adinetida; Adinetidae.
AUGUUGACACAAGAGCAACAGUUACUAUUAUCUGAUAAAGAUACUAUAUCAAUAGAAGGCAAAUAUGACGAUCUUGCCAAACUUAGUCAUUUAACAGAAGAUAUUUUACUCGAACAAUUAAAACAACGAUAUGAACAAGAUUUAAUCUAUAUUCGUGAUCUUUAUCGAUAUUCGAAAGAUAUUCAUAAACCACCUCAUGUCUAUGCACUUGUUGAUCUUGUUUAUCGAAAUGUUUGUCAUGGCAUAUAUAAUCAACAAUGUUGUGUGAUCAGUGGUGAAUCAGGUUCAGGAAAAACAGAGAGUACAAAAUUGUUUUUAAAACAAUUGAUGUAUUUAUGUGGUGGUAGUUCUCAAUUAGAACAACAAAUUUUACAAGCAACACCAUUGUUAGAAAGUUUUGGUAAUGCACAAACUGUGAUGAAUAAUAAUUCGAGUCGAUUUGGAAAAUAUAUUGCUUUGAAAUUUGUUAAUGGCAAAGUUAUUGGUGCUCAGAUUAGUGAUUAUUUAUUAGAAAAAUCUCGUGUAGUAACACAAAGUCCGGGCGAGAGAAAUUUUCAUAUAUUUUAUUAUUUAUUCGAUUAUCUUCCACCAGAAACAAAACAAAUUUUAUGUUUACGUACAAAAUAUGAUUAUAGAUAUCUGUUAACAAAUUCAUCAUUAGAUAUUCAACAUAAUGGUGCUAUGAAUUCAUUAGAUGAAGUUAUCAAUGCAAUGGGUUUACUGAAUUUUACUGAUAAAGAACAACAUUCCAUGUUUCGUAUAUUAUCUGGUAUUUUAACUAUUGGUAAUCUUGAGUUUUCCACAGAUGAUGAAGGUUUUACACAACAAUGUUUUGAUGAAGAAAAAACUAAAAAUAAUCUUGCAAUUAUUGCUAAAAUGUUUGGUGUUAAUUCUGAUUUAAUUAUGGAAUGUUUAACAACAAUAACAACAUUGACACGUAAUGAAAGAGUAACUAGAAAAUUCAGUUUACAAUCAAGUCAAGAUGCGCGUGAUGCUUUAUCAAAACAUUUAUAUGCUCGUUUAUUUUCUUGGCUUAUUGGAAAAAUCAAUGAAACAUUAAAUAAUGCAUAUCCAAUUCAACAAUAUCGUCAAAUUGUUGAAAUUGGUCUUCUGGAUAUUUAUGGUUUUGAACAUUUUGAAUUAAAUAGUUUCGAACAAUUAUGUAUCAAUUUAGCGAAUGAACAAAUUCAAUUUUUCUUUAAUCAACAUAUUUUCCGUAUUGAAAUGGCAGAAUAUGAAAGUGAAGGUAUCAUGGCUGAAACAUUAGCAUUUACAGAUAAUCAUUUAUUAUUGGAAUUAUUUAUGGCAAAACCAUUGGGAAUUCUGUCAUUAUUAGAUGAUGAAAGUCGACUUCCGAAAGCAACUGAUCAAACAUUUGUUGAAAAAUUAAAUUAUCAUUUUGGUUCAAAUAAACAUGAAUGUUAUUCAAUAAAUCGUAAUAAUAAAUCAUCAUUUAUAAUUCAUCAUUAUGCUGGCAAAGUUUCCUACUGUGCAUUGGGUUUUUUGGAAAAAAAUCGUGAUACUCUAUCCGACAGUGUUGUUGAUAUGUUUAAACAUAGUCAAGAUGAUCUGAUACGUUUACUUUUUCAUGGAAAUCCAAUUGAUGGUACAAUCAAUUCCAAUAAUAGACUUCAACACCGAACAGCAGCUGAAAAAGAUGCUCGAAAUCGAUUGACAGUUGGUGCUCAAUACCGAAAUUCAUUACAAAUUUUAAUGGAUCGAAUGUGUGCAUCACAUCCAGUAUUUAUGCGUUGUCUUAAACCUAAUCAACAGAAACGAGCACAUUUAUUUGAUGAUACAUUUGUUCGUGCACAACUUCGUUAUUGCGGUAUGUUAGAAACAACUCGAAUUCGUAAAGAAGGAUACUCUGUCCGAUUGACAUUUGAAGAAUUCAUACGAAAAUAUGGUCUUUUAUCAAAAAAACGUUCAAUUGAUUCACCAUUGAUAACUUGUCAUCAUAUUCUCGAAGAAACAAAAUUAACUGAAUGGCAAUUAGGAAAAACAAAAGUUUUUCUUAAAUAUUAUCAUCCGGAACAAUUGGAAAAAUUAAUGAAUAAAUAUCGACAAGCAGCAUUAUUAAUACAACGAACAUUACGGGGUUUUAUGGCAAGAAAACAGUUAAAUCAAUUAAAAUUAACUUCUAAAACAUAUAAAAAUGAUGUCAAUCAAUUUUGUGCUUAUAUUGAAGAAAUUAAUAAUCAACUUGUAUAUACACUGACUCAACUUCAUGAUAAACUUCCAGGUAAAACAGCACCAAUAAUAAAUACAGAACUUGACGUACGACCACGACCACCAGUUCGUGAAAGUUCACUUAAUGUUUCUGCCCAAAUAAUUAAUAAUGGAACAGCUGGUAAAUAUUCUUUACCAACAACAAAAGUUUCAUCAACAACAACACCUACAAGUACUUUAACAACAAAUCAAUUAAUGGUUGAUUAUGAUUCAUUACUUUCAUAUUUAACACUUAAAUAUGGUUCGCCUGGUGAACGAGAAUCUUGUUUAAGAUGGUUUCGUGAUACACAAUAUCCAUAUGUAUGUCAAAAUGGAACAUUUCCUAGUUGGUUUCAUGGAAAUAUUACUCGACAUCGAGCAGAAGAAUUAUUAAUGAAUCAACCGAUUGGUCAUUUUUUGAUUCGUCUCAGUGAAAGUCGUUUUGGUUUUUCAUUAUCAUUUCGAGCUGAAGAUCGUUGUCGACAUUAUAUGAUAAAUCAAUUAAAAAAUUCUAAAUAUAAUGUUAUUGGCGAAUCCAAAGUACAUAAAUCUCUUGAUGAACUUAUUGAAUAUUAUCGAAUACAUGAAUUAUCAAAUUGGAAUGGUCGAUUAACUGAACCAUAUAAAGCAGAUUGGUUACAAUAUGAUCAUGAAACAUUAAUGCCUAUUGUAAAUAAUUCAACUAAUCGUUCUUAUCAUCAUGUGAAAAAUAUUCCAAAUCGAUCUCAUGUGACAUCAACAUUACCAAUAUCAUAUUAUGCAAAUCCUCCAUAUCCAUACUCAUCGAAACUAUAUACAACUCGUCCAAUGUUAAUCAAUAAUUCUUUUAAUUCUACAACGAAAUUACCAAUUGCUAUUGUUCCACCAUUUGCAAAAUAA